CGAAAAGAAUUUCAUCGGCUCCUCCUCUCUUGCCCUCUUGAUGGUAUCCAGCUGAAAUGGUUUCUGGAUUGCCCCUAGUUCAAGCUCUAAGUCAAGCAUUCACGCACCUCCCCCGCAUACGGCUCAAGUGGCGAAGGCCCUUUCCUUCGCGCUUGGUAAGCGCUUCGCCUGGUGAAUUAGCAUGUUUUAACACGUGUUGUUUGGUGUGAGUAUGUAUUUCAUAUUCUUUACAGCUAAGCGAAGGCUUAAUUGAAUGGAUGAGUAAGGGAAUACGAGCUCCUUCAUCUCCUUAUAUACGUCGCCAUGUUCGUUGACGGCCGAAUAAGAAGGGGGUCAAACAGCCACUUGACGAAAGUUUUAGGGGUGAGAGCAGACCCCGAAUAGGGUGAAGGGGAUGCCUCAUUGGCAGCCGAGAGCAGCAUCAAAUACCGGACAAAGCCUUUUUUUAGGAAUUACUCAUAUCCAAAGCAGCUUUUCACAAGCACCCCACCCCAUACAACUAGUUGGGGGGGCUGUUCGCCUUUUGAAUCAAACAAAGUAAGUAAGGAAUGAAUCAAGGGAUAAGACUGUGACUUAGAUAGAAGGCCAAUGGCCGUACCAGAAAGCUAUCCCCGGAACAACCAGACCCACCACCAUUCACUGCAUUGGUCCCAAACUCUCAAACUUCAUGGAUUCCGGAUUCAUAUUGUGCUUUCAGUAAUGUUGGUUUGGCAGUAUUUACCAGCGGUUUGUGUUUUUGGCUCAUCAUGGACUGAUUGGCACAAAAUAUUUGCUAGAACAAAGGCAAAUGAGUCUACAGACUAUAUGAUCAGUCUACCUACUCAUGGAGUUGUUAGUGGAGUGUGGUUUGGUGCUUGGCCAAUGGCACUUGAUUGGGAAAGCCCAUGGCAGGUAUGCUACCUGAUUGCCAAGGAUUCAAAGUUCACAAUAUAGAGAAUGUAGUGCAUAUCAUGGUGAAUAUAUUUGGAUUUUAGAUGCAUUAAUUGCAUUCACUAGAGCUUAAGUUGUCCACAAUACUAUCUUUUGAGAGUCUUGCAAUGGAAAGACAUAUAAAAUCCACUCCACAUGACCUUGUUCAUAUUUUAUUCCCUUUAAACAAAUUCUUCUCUGAAUUGUUUUUAAGAAAAGUAGAGCCACCUCAACGAACCUUGCUCACCCUAAUGAACCUUGUACAUAUAAAAGUAGGAUGCCCAGUUCUUCUAGAAGGCAAGGCAUCCGAUGGCCAUUUCUAAUUUUUUGUGACCAAAUUUUGGUUAGAAAAAUGAGUUUUUCAGGGAAUGACAUUUUGUGGACACUAUCCUUCUGGUGGCUUGAUUUGCUUGAUGCCGUGAAAGUUCUUGAAGUUGUUUGUCCUAUUUUUGUGUCAAUUUUUUUGCCGCUUCCUUAUAGA
Messenger RNA from Capsicum annuum, 1390 nucleotides. Its product is annotated as phosphatidylinositol-glycan biosynthesis class F protein-like. Gene Ontology annotation, cellular component: endoplasmic reticulum membrane. The coding region runs from base 589 to 933 and encodes 114 amino acids. NCBI's taxonomy places the organism in Eukaryota, Viridiplantae, Streptophyta, Magnoliopsida, Solanales, Solanaceae. Gene Ontology annotation, biological process: GPI anchor biosynthetic process. The transcript has 3 exons. The record is from RefSeq and is a predicted model, not a curated record.